Molecule: messenger RNA, 868 nt
Organism: Mercurialis annua (annual mercury)
Lineage: Eukaryota; Viridiplantae; Streptophyta; Magnoliopsida; Malpighiales; Euphorbiaceae
Product: vacuolar protein sorting-associated protein 55 homolog
Exons: 5
Coding region: 178-594 (138 amino acids)
Biological process (GO): late endosome to vacuole transport via multivesicular body sorting pathway
Cellular component (GO): endosome
Source: RefSeq, a predicted model, not a curated record
AUAACAUUAUACAGACAGAGACUGGUAGCUGUAAUAAACAUACAAUUGGAAAUCUCAUUCAUUACAUUUGCUUUAUUCAUCUCAAGAAAAUAAAAAAGGGCGCCUAUAAUUCCACUGUAAGAAUUUGACUCAAAGAUCUGUUCUUUUUUACUUUUAUGAGGUGAGACAAGUAACGUGAUGGGAGACUUACCUCGUUAUAUGCAUUCAUGUUUGCAAACCGGAAAACUUGCUGCCUUGGCAAUCUUGGUUUCUAGUGGAAUUGUAUUACAAAUUUUGGCAUGUGCACUGUACAAUAAUUGGUGGCCUAUGCUAACUGUAAUAAUGUAUGUGCUUCUUCCCAUGCCUUUGCUUUUCUUUGCUGGCUCAGACGGUUCUUCUCUUUUUACUGAAUCAGAUAACAGUUGGGUCAAUGCAACAAAAUUCUUGACCGGAGCCUCCGCAGUUGGAAGCAUUGCAAUACCAGCAAUCUUAAAGCACUCUGGUGUCAUUGGCUGGGGAGCAUUGACAAUGGAGCUUUCUUCAUUUUUUGUAUUUGUGAUGGCCAUAUUGUGUUGCAUACGCAUGAAUGACAAUGAUGGUUACAGCAUGAUCUGAAAAACGGCCGCCGCAUGAUUUCUUGCCAGAGUGAGUUUGGCAACUUUGUUCAUUUAUGAAUCAUAGCAAAUUGUUGUGCUUAUAUCUUGUAUAUUUAUUAGUUAGAUUUGGCAACAUGUUCAUUCUACAUUUGUGUAAUUUGUUUAUGGUGUGUAUAGUUCUUUGAAAUAAACUGGUUAUUUUGUAAAUGGAAUACUGUGAACAAACUUAUUGAACAAUUAUGUCAUAUUUAUCUUCUAGUACUAUUAAAUGAGAGAAGGAAUAUUUGAGUUAA